AUGACUGAUUAAGCCAAUUUGAUUACUUAUAUUAUAAAGUUAGAAGCCACUUACACAAAAUUGAAAUAAAAAAUAACAAGAGAGAAGAAUAUGUUCAAAAGUGUUCUUUAAAAGUAUAAAUUUAUUAAAUUAGUGUAUCGUAAAAUUUAGGUGUAAAAUGUAAUGAAUCCUAUUUUGAUUAAUUGAUUAUUUAAGAAGAAGAUCCUCUAACUAAUUGGAAUGUUUUACUAAAUAAAUAAGAUGAUGUAAUUAGAAUAAGGUAAGGUAUUGCCAAAAAAGAAGCAAUUCUAAUAAAAUAAAAAAGUAAAAGAAGAGCUAAAGAAUAAAUACAAUAAUAAAGUUGA
Molecule: messenger RNA, 344 nt
Organism: Paramecium sonneborni
Lineage: Eukaryota; Ciliophora; Oligohymenophorea; Peniculida; Parameciidae
Source: the annotation of a GenBank genome assembly